AUGGCGAAAGAUGACAUGGCAGAGGUGGAUGUGUGUGGAUGUGGAUGUGGCCCCCGGCGCAGGGCCCCCGCUGCGCUCCCCUACGAGGAGUACGAGUGCAAGAUCUGCUACAACUACUUCGACCUGGACCGACGCGCACCCAAGAUCCUGGAGUGCCUCCACACCUUCUGCGAGGAGUGCCUGAACACUCUCCAUUUACGCGAGGAGCGGCCGUGGCGCAUCAGCUGCCCGGUGUGUCGCCACCGGACCCCUGUGCCAGAUUACCGCAUCCAGAACCUCCCCAACAACACCAAGGUGACGGAGGACUUCCCUCUCUACAUCGACUCGGACCCCCUGCCCCAGGACGCGCUGCCUCCCUAUCCUCCUCCUCUCCAUCCUGCGCUCGUCGCCCUGCGUCGGGAGGAGGCGUCGGGCGCGUCCAGCGUCAGCCAGGCGACCCCGAGCACCACCGUGUCCACCGCCACCACCCUCUCACAGGACUCGGUGCGUUACGACAGCUGCCAGAGCUGCAAAAGGGUGGCGUUGACCACUGGGUGCGUGUGCGUGAUCUUCUCCUUCUUGUCCAUGCUGGUGUUGCUCUUCAUGGGCCUGAUCUUCGUGCACAGCCACAGCAUCCCUCCCUCGCCGGCUGGACCCAUCUGCCUGUCGGUGGCCAGCAUCCUGGCCAUGUUCUCGGUGGUGGUCACUUGGCUCAUCUGCUGGCUCAAGUACAGACCAGAUCAUGAGACAGGCCGCUCGUCCGCCACCAGCAACUCCCGCAGGAACGCCUGA
Molecule: messenger RNA, 771 nt
Organism: Anoplopoma fimbria (sablefish)
Lineage: Eukaryota; Metazoa; Chordata; Actinopteri; Perciformes; Anoplopomatidae
Product: E3 ubiquitin-protein ligase rnf152-B
Biological process (GO): protein ubiquitination
Molecular function (GO): ubiquitin protein ligase activity
Source: RefSeq, a predicted model, not a curated record